Molecule: messenger RNA, 1013 nt
Organism: Exophiala xenobiotica
Lineage: Eukaryota; Fungi; Ascomycota; Eurotiomycetes; Chaetothyriales; Herpotrichiellaceae
Exons: 5
Coding region: 1-855 (284 amino acids)
Molecular function (GO): catalytic activity
Source: RefSeq, a predicted model, not a curated record
AUGGCACCUUUCUCACGUCUCGUUCGGUUCCGCAACCCCGCUGGACAAAUAUUCUAUGGAGAAGUUCCUGGUGAUGAGUUAACCACCAAAGAGUCUCUACAAGGCAGUCAGGUGGCUGUAUACAAGGGCGAGACACCAUUCGAUAACGACUUCAGCCUGACGGAUCAAAAAGAGGAGAUUGCAGAGGUCCUCGCUCCGCUAGCUCAUGUACCAGUUUUUGAAUGCGUCGGAGUCAACUAUCUCAAACAUGUCCAGGAAACAGGGGGCGAACCACCAAAACAUCCUGUGAUAUUCAAGAAAGCGCCAGAUGCCCUCGCGGGACCCUUUGAAGACGUACCUAUACAUCCAGAAUGCCAGUCUCAGAUGGACUAUGAAGCUGAACUGUGUGUCAUUAUCGGCAAGGACUGUAAGAACGUCUCGGCAGAUGAUGCACUCGACUACGUACUGGGGUACACGGCCGGUAACGACGUUUCAGCGCGGUACUGGCAGUGGAAGGAGAGAUCCGGCGGCCAACAUGGAUCCGCGAAGGGAUUCGACAAGUUUGCCCCGAUCGGGCCUGUUAUCGUGUCACCCAGCGCAAUUGGAGACCCACACGACUUGUCACUCAAGACCAUUGUCAACGGAAAGGAUGUCAGGCAAGAAUCGAGAACGGAUGAUCUGAUCUUCAAAGUGCCAGAGAUCAUUCAGCACUUGAGCCGAGGCACGACUCUGAGAAAAGGAACAGUGAUCAUGACGGGCACUCCAAGCGGAGUGGCAGCGUUCAUGAAACCCCCAGGAUUCCUGCAAGAUGGAGAUGUUGUUGAAGUGGAGAUUGAGAAGAUCGGGAGACUGCAGAACAAAAUGGUCUUUGAAUAGGGCACAUACAGUGUGUAAUGCAAAAAGCGCGCUUCAAAGAUUGAAUGGAACUGCAACGUCACAACGAUGCAAGACACGGUCUGCACAAAGGUCUAUGUCAUCCAGUACAAGAGCGGCCAGCAUUCGGAGGAUGUGAGCGAACACACAUAUUAGACUAG